Ceratotherium simum simum (southern white rhinoceros) is the source of this 853-nucleotide messenger RNA. The record is from RefSeq and is a predicted model, not a curated record. Lineage: Eukaryota; Metazoa; Chordata; Mammalia; Perissodactyla; Rhinocerotidae.
AUGCCCUGCCUGACCCAGGCCUCCACAGUCUUCUACCCCCAAGUUUACCCGUUCUCCCUCAAACUUGUCCCUCCACCUCUAGGUCAGCUCUCCAACACCAAUACCUUUACAUAUGUGAACAACAAGAGCGGGCUCUUACACCGCGCCUUCAGCGUCGUCCUGUUGAACACGCAAGACCAGCUCCUGAUACAGCAGAGAUCCGACACCAAGUGCAUGUUUCCCGCGUAUUUCACUGACUCCUGCUCUAGUCACCCCCUGAGCAAUCCCACAGAACUGGAAGAAAAAGACCCCUUGGGAGUGAGGAGGGCGGCCAUGAGACACCUGCAGGCUGAGCUGGGAAUCCCCCAGAACCAACUUUUGUCACAGAUUUCCAUAAAGGAUAUAAUUUUUAUGACCUGAAUUUACCACAGGAGUCCAUCGAAUGAUGUCUGGGGAGACCAUGAAGUUGGCUACCUUCUGUUUGUGAGGAAAAACCUCAUGGUGAACCCAGACGCCAGGGAGGUCAAAGGUUACCGCUAAGUGACCCAGCAGGAGAUGGGGGAUCUCCUGGACAGGGUGGCCCGGGGACAGGAGAAGGUCACUCCGUGGCUUAAGACCAUCACAGAGGGCUUUCUGUUCAAGUGGUGGGGUCAUUUACAGGAUGUCUCCUCAUUUGUGGAGCCUGACAAAAUCCACAACAGUGAGAAGCUGUGGGAAGGGACUGUCCAAAGUAAAGGGUCACCUAACCCCAUGGUCUCAGCUCCUAUUUCAAAAUAAAACGGCACACAUGCUGAUGAGGGUGCACUACGGAAAUUUAAUGGUGAAAUUUCUUUAAUCACUUAGAUUUAGCUUAAGAAUCUCCUUCACAAUUUUA